Messenger RNA from Lodderomyces jiufengensis, 927 nucleotides. RefSeq lists its product as uncharacterized. Bases 1 to 927 code for a protein of 308 amino acids. The transcript has a single exon. Lineage: Eukaryota; Fungi; Ascomycota; Pichiomycetes; Serinales; Debaryomycetaceae. The record is from RefSeq and is a predicted model, not a curated record.
AUGACACUAGAUUUGACAACUUCACUACAAAUUAAGAAUUAUGGAACAUGGAGAGUAGUAGAAAUUAUUCAAAGAGUGAUUUUUACAGUCUUAUUAUUUUCUUUUGUCUCAGUUUCACUAUUUCAUAUGAGAAAAAUGAAAAAAGUCAAAAAGUUAGUAAUAUUUUUGAUAUCAAUAUGCUUAUAUAUUAGUUUCAAAAUCGAUGAAAGUCUUUUAAGUUUAAUAUUAUUAUCAAAUUACAAUGAUGGUAAAAAACCUGAACCACAUUUAUUCAUCUCAAUUUACAUUUUGGACACUAUUGGAUUGAGGUUUUUUUUUUAUUGCAUAUCAACUUUAACUACUCGGUUAUUGAAGCGUCAAGAUCAUUCACAAUUGGUCACUAAGGUUAAUAGACUCAAUGUCAAUACAGUAAGAGCCUUUUAUUAUGAUGAGACAAUGAGAAGUGAAACAAAGGUUAAUAGCACUCCAAAAGAAGAUUCAAAGAAUAAACAAUUAAGUGUAAUUUUAUUUUGGAUUAUAGCUAGCAUAUCUAUAAUAGCAACUUUUUUAAACAUCAUUGGAUCUUGUGUUGCAUUAAACAAUCAAGUUACAUCUACAUGUUUACUUCAAGUUUCUUCAGUUUUGUUUUUAAUUGACAUUAUAGUGGUAAUUUUGAUAUUGUUCUAUAUAAUGAUAAACUUUAUAAGCAAGGGCAGUUCAGAAUCAAGAACUUCAACAAUAUUGUUGAUGAUAACUUCAUUUUCAAUCUUGAUUAAAUGUUCAAACUUUGUUAUAAGCUCGUGGGGUGGAUUAGAUCUUGAGAAUUUAAACAAAUAUAUGUUUUUAUAUGGAGAUUAUGUUUAUUAUACGUAUUCAGCUUUAAUGCCUGAGAUUUUUGGUACUAUUUUGAUACUAGUUGAGUAUCUGAGAUGGUACAAUUGUUGCUGA